AUGCGUUUCUCCCUCCUCGCCGCCGCCGCCGCCACCCUCCUCGGGCUCACCACCGCCCAAAGCGGCACCGCUACCUCCUCCGCCGCCGCCCCCUCCGGCUCCGUGAAAGCACAUGUAGUGAUGGCCAGCAACAUCAACGGGUCCCUCACCUUCUCCCCCGAGACCAUAACCGCCGCCGUCGGCGAGCUUGUGCAGUUCCACUUCUACCCAAGGAACCACAGUCUUGCGCAGUCGACGUUCGACAACCCAUGCCAGCCCAUGCCGCAGACCAAUGGAACCGCCGGCUUCUGGUCGGGCUUCAUGCCCGUUACUUCUGAGAGCACCACUAUGCCGGUGUUCUCGGUGGUGGUGAAGGAUACGGCGCCAAUGUGGUUCUACUGCGCGACGGGAAAGCACUGUCAGGCCGGGAUGGCCGGCGUGAUCAACCCGCCCGCAAACCCGGCGAGGACGAUCGAGGCGUACAAAGCUGCUGCUGCGCUGGUUGCCCAGGCCGGUGUUCCUAACACUGCUGGUGGUACCGGAGGAAGCACUACUGGUGGAUCCACGCCCACUACGGGUGAUGGUGCGUCCCCUACUAAUGGCUCGGCCAGUGCCUCGGGCACCGGUGCUAAUGCGGCGAAUGGGCUCGUGGUGUCGUAUUGGUACUCGGCGAUGGGUAUGGCGGUGGGUGCGUUGGUGGUUGCGGUGGCUUUCUAG
Messenger RNA from Morchella importuna, 696 nucleotides. RefSeq lists its product as uncharacterized. The transcript has 2 exons. Bases 1 to 696 code for a protein of 231 amino acids. The record is from RefSeq and is a predicted model, not a curated record. NCBI's taxonomy places the organism in Eukaryota, Fungi, Ascomycota, Pezizomycetes, Pezizales, Morchellaceae.